Molecule: messenger RNA, 3690 nt
Organism: Passer domesticus (house sparrow)
Lineage: Eukaryota; Metazoa; Chordata; Aves; Passeriformes; Passeridae
Gene: IFNLR1
Product: interferon lambda receptor 1
Exons: 7
Coding region: 1100-3106 (668 amino acids)
Biological process (GO): cytokine-mediated signaling pathway
Cellular component (GO): plasma membrane
Molecular function (GO): cytokine receptor activity; protein binding
Source: RefSeq, a predicted model, not a curated record
ACGGACCCCCGGACAGCCCCUCCGGCACCCGCAGAUCGGGAGAGCCCCGAGUCCAGCGAGGGUGCUCCACAGGAAAGGAUGGUGACCAUGGCGAUGUGAUGAUGAUGAUGAUGAUGAUGAUCAUGAUGAUGAUCAUGACGACGAUGAUGUGAUGAUGAUAUGAUGAUUAUGUGAUGAUGAUGAUAUGAUGAUGAUAUGAUGAUGAUAUGAUGAUGAUGAUGAUGAGGAGGAGGAGGAGGAGGAGAUUCUCGCUUACUAAAAAUCCCAGUGACCUUGAGGAGGUCUGAGCCAGAGCCAGUGAGUGGCCCUGGAGCUGCCCCCGAUCCUGCCCAGGCUGCUGCGGGAAGCACAGGAAUUGUGGCUUGGCUGUGGCUCUGCAGUUCGGGUGCUGAAGGGGGAUAGACCCUCCAGGCCCUUCACUUUGCUGUUUUCCUUAGAAAGGAUUACAAUUCUUCUUUUCACAAGGAAGUCAAUAAAAAUUAAAUUAAAUUAAACAGAGGUAGCAAAACAGCCAGGGAAACAGAAACCCGUGGUAAGAGGAAAUGGAGAUUUUUGGAGGAAAUGGUGACUUUGUGCCCUGAAGCUGACACUCCCAGGUCCCAAGGGUUGUCAAGGGCUGGGCUGGGAGUUUUCCACCUGGGGAAGACCCUUUGUCCAAGCUGCUGUAGCUGUCCUGUGAGGUGAAUUCACUGAUCCAUUCCUGCUGCUGGUGCCCGUGAUGGGAAGGCAGGAGAGCUGAAGUGCCAAACAGUCCCUGCUCCAGGGAUUUCCCCUUCUCCUGCGGUGGCACUGCCAUUCCAAGCACACACCUGGCACCCUGCACUUGGCAGCGUGGCAGAGAUCCAGCUCCUUUCAUGUGCCCACACUGGGAGGGGGCAGAUCCCUGUCCUAUCUCUGCACUUUAACCCCAGCUGUAAAGUGCAGUAAUUCCCUAACUCCCAAAAAACACUGUGCUAACAUAAACUAAGAGGAACUCUUUGAUCUGCUGUAAACACCAGGCUACCAGGGCCCCCACCCCACUGUUUUUGUUGUUGCUAGGUUAUUAAUAGCUCUCUCCUGCACUGAAACCUUACUUAAGUGCUAUUAAUAUUUCACAGCCAUGCAGGUAAGGACCAAAGGUCAGAGUUUUCCUGAGGUGUCUCACAAGAUGAGGCAGCUCUUCCUUGCCCUGUGCCAGGGCUCAGCUGGGCUGCACUGGAGGGCGCAGUGCUGCAGCCUUUACCUGUCCCCCAAAAGCCCUCACCCUGCUCCUCUGCAGGCACACGUGCAGGGCUGGACCAGGAAGCGAUGCAGGGCGCAUGUGUGCAGCUCCCGAGCUCCUCCAUCCUCUGGAAUUCACACAGGAAACACGAUGAGAACGGAUCAAGGAAGAGCUUUUAUGACAAGUGGGCAGUUCUGCUCUGUCCUGUGUGGCUGGAGAGUGGGAGCCCUGAUGGCUCUGUGCCUCCUGCAGCAGGCUCGAGGUCAUGUUCAGCUUCUCCCUCCUCAGAAUGUGACCCUGCUGUCCAAGGAUUUUGCCAUGAUUCUGACCUGGGCUCCAGGGGAAGGCUCUCCCCCAGGUGUGACCUACACUGUGAGGUAUGAAAGCCAGGAUCGUCUGGACAAAUGGAUGAAGGUUCCUCACUGCAGAAACAUCCCCAGAUCCUUUUGCAACCUGACUUGUGCCCUCUCCAACCUCUAUGUCAAAGUCCGGGCUCGGGUGAAGGCGGUUUGGGGACGGUCCCAGUCGCCGUGGGUGAAAUCCCAGUUCAAGGAUUAUUACUCAGAUGUGGAACUGGCUCCCCCCGUGCUGACCCUGAACGUCAGGGACAACUCCAUCCAUGUCACUGCCUCCUUCCCUCUGCCCACCUGCGUGGAGAACCUCACCUGGAAGUACGACCUGAGCCUCUGGGAAGCAGGAUCUGAAGACAAGAAGAAAUAUGAGGGUUACUUCAGGAAGGACACAGUGACCAUCAACACCACUGCCCUCAGAGGCAAUUACUGCUUCAGUGCCAGGGCUCUCUUUGAAAGCAUUAACUUGAAGCACAGCGAAUUCUCCCAGCCCGUGUGUGUGCUGUUAAACCACAAAGCACAGUGGAAGUUCCCACUUCUGGUUGUGAUCCCUCUGGUUGUCCUCCCCAUCUUUGUGGCCAGUCCCUUCAUCUGCUGCCUGGUGAAACACGAGGCCAAGCAAAGGAAGAUGCCUCAGGUUUUGGAUUUCUCUCAAUUUGAAGCUGCUGGACCAAGGUCCCACUUGGAGCUCGGUGAAAAGGAAUUCUGCAGUGAUGAUCUGAACUGCUCAGAGAAGCCAGUGCCCCAAAGGAGGACAGACAGGGCUUUAGGAGGACACCACCUGCCAUGGAUGGCUUCUUUCCUGUCAUCAUCAUCGUCAUCGUCGUCAUCAUCAUGGUCAGAGGAUGAGGAGGAGGAGGAGGACAGCAGCACUUUGAUCCCAUACGGAAUGCCUCGGUAUCCAAAGAGACCUCUCAGCUCUCAGCCCUCCCCAGCAGCUCCGGGGGAAAGCAGCUUGGAUUCAGGAGCUGGAGCUCCCUCUGUGGCCAGGGCAUCUGUGCUCGACCUCAGAGCCCUGGGUUUCACUCUCUUUGCAGAGAGGAAGGCUGAGGUGGACACCUCGGGGUCCCAGGCAAACGAGGAGCCAUCCCUCUACCUCUGCUCCUCUUUGGAAAGAAUAUCCCUCACUGAUGUGAGAUUCCCAGGGGCCAGAGAGCAGGGGCAGGAUGAUGGAAACAGGGAUGAGAGCCUGGGAAUGACCCCUCUUCCCCCCAUGCUGGGGGGGAUUGGUGCUGAACCCCACGAGCACAGGGAGGCUCCUCAUUGCUCCAGGGAUUACCAGAAAUCCAUCCUGGACCUGCAGCUCCAGGUGGACUCGAGGUGCCAGGGCAGAGAGGAGGCCAGCAGGCAGCUGCUCAUCCCCUUGUGGACACUGCAGGUGGCAGAGGAUGAAGGCAUCGCCAGUGACUGUGGCAGUGACAGCUUUACAGAAGGGACCCCACCCGAGUCCACAGUGCUGAGUGACACUUUUGGGACUUCAAAAACAGAGGGAAAAUGUGAUCCAAGGCUGCAGUUCCCAGGCUACGAGCACUCACAUUACUUGGGAAGGAUCUGAAGUGCCCAGCAGGCCUGGGGAGUGCUGGAAAUCCUGGAGAGCUCCAGAUAUCCAAGCAAGGAUCCUUGAACAAGGACAAAAAACUGAUGUCUGGCCUAUCACAGCAAUGGCUUUAGGGACACAAAAGUGCUUUUAUUGCUCAGUCACCUCUGUACUGCCACUGUCCCUCUGACAAGGUGCCAGGCUCUGGCACAGCCUGAGCCAGCCAGGGGUGGGGAGGCAGGGACAUCUCUGAGGGACAGCCAGCAAACAGGUGAGCCUGGGGCUCACUGAACUGCAGAACAGGGGCCUGAAAUUCAGUGGUGUGCCUGCACCUGGAUUUGGAGCAGAUUUUCAACUGCUUGGUGUCAUCUUCGCUUCCCUCUAAGUCCAGAGCUUGACUGGAAGUUCCUUACAGAGAUAUUCAGCAAGAUCUGGUUUUUGUGGCAUGAAAAGUUCUCCACCUCAUGCUGCAGAAAUCACCUUCUGGGCUCCAACAGGGGGAACUGAAGCCAAAGUGUGCAGCAUGUUUGUUUAUUUAUUUUUUAUUUUAUAUUUAUUGAAGCUGAAAUUCCUCCUGCUGUGCAGAAUGUCUGAGAGCAAUA